Polyodon spathula (Mississippi paddlefish) is the source of this 3107-nucleotide messenger RNA. RefSeq names its product vascular cell adhesion molecule 1b (gene vcam1b). The record is from RefSeq and is a predicted model, not a curated record. Gene Ontology annotation, cellular component: membrane. NCBI's taxonomy places the organism in Eukaryota, Metazoa, Chordata, Actinopteri, Acipenseriformes, Polyodontidae. The transcript has 9 exons. Gene Ontology annotation, biological process: cell-cell adhesion. Bases 93 to 2312 code for a protein of 739 amino acids. Gene Ontology annotation, molecular function: integrin binding.
AAUAAUAAUAAUAAUAAUAAAACAACAAUCAGAGUUAGUUUUUCAAUAUAUGCCUACAAUAUCAAUCCACUUGAUAAUUUAUAAUAUUAACAAUGGGAUUCCAUUCACAACUCAUCGUGGUCUCGCUGUUCAUCUUUUUAACUACAGUACUUUCAUUUAAAGUUGAAAUGGAGCCACCUCAACGUAGGAUUACUGUAGAGAAUGGAAGCGACCUGGUUCUUACAUGCCGUGCCAAAGACUGUCCUUCCCCGACAUUCAGCUGGAUAGCAUUGGAAGAUAAACCGAUGUACAUGAAGCUCGAGAACGACGUAUUAGAGUCGCGUGCUGUCCUUACACCUGUGCUCAGAGAGAACGAUAACACUUACAUCUGUAAAGUGACGUGUGGAUCACAGAGAGCACAGAAGUCUAUUGAAGUAAAAGUGUACUCUUGCCCCAGCGAUCCUGUCAUUGAACCCCACGCCCCUUUUCAGGAAGGGAAAGAAGCGGCUCUCACCUGCAAAGUCCAGGAUGUGUAUCCACCGGAGUACCUGGAGAUUCAGUGGCUGGAAGGGGAACGUGUCCUCAAAGAAUCAGACUACCAGGAUAGCAGCGCUUUGUCAUUAACUUACAAGUUCGUUCCCAAAAUUGAAGAAACUGGGAAAAAACUAACCUGCAAAGCCAUAAUCGCAAUGGAAGGAAUACCAGAUGAACGAAAAACCAAAACUACCACUACAACGUUUGAUGUACACUUUUCACCCAAGAAUACCUCCAUUUCCGUGUACCCGGCUGAAGCACUGAAAGAAGGAGACAGCGUGACUGUUUCUUGUGCCUCCCGCAGUGUCCCAGCAGCGACCCUCACUCUGCGCAAGAAGAGUCCAACUGGCGACAGAGAGCUGGAGUCCAGCAACGGCUCACUGACAAUUAAUGAAGCUCAGCUGGGCGACGCGGGGCUGUAUGAAUGUGAAGCCACCAACGAGGUCGGCAGUGAGAAUGCUACUGUCAACAUUUCUGUUGAAGCAAUUCCAUUUAAAGUGGAAAUGGAUCCUCCUCAACGCGAGUUAACUGUAGAGUCGGGGAGCAAGCUGGUUUUGAUCUGCAGAGUCACAGACUGCCCUUCCCCACAGUUCACCUGGAAACACCCGACAGACCGUCCUCUGUAUGAGAAGACUGAGACCAAGGGCAACGAGUCCCGCAUCUCCCUCUCUUCAGUGGGAACAGACCAGGAAAACACCUACAGAUGCCAGGUCAAGUGUGGGUCUGUGGUUAAGGAAAGCUCGACACAAAUAAAAGUGUACUCUUUCCCCAGCGAUCCUGUAAUUGAAUUCCACGUCCCUCUUCAGGAAGGGAAAGAAACUGCUCUCACCUGCAAAGUCCCGGAUGUAUAUCCUCCAGAGUACCUGGAGAUUCAGUGGCUGGACGGGGAACGUGUCCUCAAGAGAGACAACGAAGGAGUCUACGUCAAAAACAACGACGUGAGCAAUUUAACUUCGAUGUACACCUUUGUACCGAAAAUGGAGGACAGUGGAAAAGAAGUAACCUGCAAAGCCGUUUUCAAAAUGGAAGGAAUCCCAGACCAGAAGAAAAGCAAAGCUUCUACAAAAUCACUUCAUAUACAAUUUUCACCCAAGAAUACCUCCAUUUCCGUGUACCCAGCUGAAGCACUGAAAGAAGGAGACAGCGUGACUGUUUCUUGUGCCUCCCGCAGUGUCCCAGCAGCGACCCUCACUCUGCGCAAGAAGAGCCCAACUGGCGACAGAGAGCUGGAGUCCAGCAACGGCUCACUGACAAUUAAUGAAACUCAGCUGGGCGACGCGGGGCUCUAUGAAUGUGAAGCCACCAACGAGGUCGGCAGUGAGAAAGCAAGCGUUGAGAUUUCCGUUAAAGUUCCCCCGAGGAAUACAACAGUGUUGGUGUAUCCAUCUUCAGAGGUGUUAGAAGGACAGAAUAUCACCAUUUCAUGCAAAACCAUCAGCUACCCUGCCCCGACAAUCAUCUUGAAGAAAGUCAGCAAUGGAACGACUUUCUGCUCCAACAACGGCACCUUUGAGCUUUAUUACCUGUCCAUGAACGACACCGGCCUUUACGAGAUCAACGUGUCCAACGACGUGGGCUACGAGGUUGAAGUCAUUGAGAUCCACGUUGGAAAAAGACUUGAGGAGAAGAAAUCUCCUCCUUACCUGGAUAUUUUAAUCCCUACCAUAGCAGCCAUAGUAGCCAUAGUAGCCUCAGCAGCUAUAGUAGCAGCUUCAGCUCUCUUUGUUGUACGCCUCUUAUGGCAAGCAAAGAGUCGAGGAUCCUAUGAGUUAACACAAUUGAAUCCAGCUGCUGUCUAGAGAACACAUGAUUCUGAGCUAUGGAAGUGAUGAAAAUGAAACACCGGGGCAUCUUAUAACUUGAAGGAACUGCAUCCAGCAGGAUGGAGGUCUUGAAUGACUCAAUUGAGAUUGCUUUAGGGGCUGCUGGUGAUGAGCCUUGUUUCAUGAGACCAAGUUUUGAACAAUAGGGGAACUUGAGAGACUUUAACAAACAAGACUUUAACAUGUCAAAGGUUUUGUGAGCUGUUCUUGCUGUAUUUAUAUAGUUCUGUGUUCCAUUUCAUGGGUCACAUUUGUACUGCUGUAAUUACAAAUGUCCGCACUAGAAAAUGAAAGCUUUAUCUCUGUCAGUGAAUAGUAAGGUAUAUAUUGUCUGGGUUAGCACUGGAGGAUGGAUGGCAAAAAUUGUAGUCAAUUGAUUGAAUUCAAUCAGUAACAGAGUUUGACGUUAAGUAUGGGACUGACCACUUGUACUCCUCUUGUACCACUUGUACACUCUAUUUUUAUGUGUAAUAUAUUUAUAUAUGAGGAAAGGAGAGGGAACUGUUUAUAUUUAAACACUAUUUUACAUGGUGGGAAUGCACUGUGCGUUAAACAAUUGUUUUUGUCAAUAUAGAAAAACAUAAACCGUUGUCAUAGUUGUAUGAAAUGAAGGUACUAGGAAAAGCAAAACAUGUGAUUUUUUAUUUUUUAUUUUUUAUUAAUGAAUAAUAUUGAUAUUAUUUUCAUUGUAUAAAAUUUUGUAGAGAAUCUGUAUUUUGUUCACCUUAUAAUGUUCUGAAAUACCGGUUUCACGAAGUACCUAAAUAUGAA